Molecule: messenger RNA, 1251 nt
Organism: Phytophthora nicotianae INRA-310
Lineage: Eukaryota; Oomycota; Peronosporomycetes; Peronosporales; Peronosporaceae
Exons: 1
Coding region: 1-1251 (416 amino acids)
Source: RefSeq, a predicted model, not a curated record
AUGAUGAACGCACAACUACGUCGCUGUAUGCAGUCAGCCAGUAGGAAUAUGCAGCAGCGCUCGAUGAGUUUCAAGGUCCGCGUCGGGGCUGUCGAAGCCCCAAAGUUUCCUAUCGUCGACCGCCAGCGCGUGCAGCAAACUUGGGGCAUUUCUGGCAAUGAAGCGUUGGAGAAACUGCGUGUGGCUACUCCUGGCCUCACGUACGUAUCGAUAGCACCACCAGCAUUCUUCGACGAAGUGGCUCAAGCUCGAGGCUGCAGUAGUGAUCAACUCGUUGCAGUAGCUCGAGUGUCAAGUGACGCCCACGAUCUGUUGGAGCGCGUGGAUGUUCUAGCGCAAGGCUCCAACCGUCUCCUCAUCGGUUUCGACCCUCGUCCACCUCGUGGAUGGCCAGUUGAAGAGCCUGUCGAGUCUGGCAAGCACCUUCUGACCGAAAUCUUCGUCCGAGAGGCGUCUGAGCUUCGGAAUCUUGGCGCAUUUGGCGGCGGAUCUCUCGUGGUGAGUGACUGUGAGCAAGGCAGAAUCCUUGUGAACGACCGGCCGUACGGGAAGCUCAAGUUGGCAUCCUUUCGAGGAAGUCGAGUGUUCGUGACACAAGACCAGGGACUGCGUGCAGGCAGAGUCUCUCUCUUCGCUGGCAGAGGUGGCCAGCUCUUCCUGUGUGCUCCAGAGAUCAUCGGCAAGGAUCGUAUCCGUGCAGCUGCGGCCGGACGCUGGGGAGAGUCCAAAAUUGUCGUGCAGACUUCGAGUCUUGCUACUCCGAGUCUUGGAGCGGCUGUAACAGGAUCCGGGAGUGUCCGCUUCGCUGCAGUCUCGAAUGAAGACAAUUGUCAGUGUGAAUACCAGUCACUUGCUAUUGCAGGAAGCGGGAGUAUUGAUACAGCUGAUGUGGCGUCGCGGUAUGGCCGCGUAGCCAUCCUGGGCUCAGGUUCGGCAACAUUGCAGACGUCCGAGUCACUGACUGUCGGAACAUUAGGCUCUGCACGAGUAAACUAUCUCGAACCUGGACCUGAUAAUGUACGAGGCAGUACCUCGUCGCUCCGAGCGUUGAGUGCUGCUGCCAAGACUCAACACGAUGAAGAGCGAGCAGCGAUUGCAGCUGUCGUCACACCACCAACGCGAGAAAGCGCCUUCGAGGACACUGGCUACACUCUCAAUCGCUGGUGGUGGAGACCCUGGUCAUGCCGUUCCCAUGGAUUUCAUCGACAGAUGAAGCACAGCAAGCGCUGGCGUGACGACUUCGCCUACUGA